UGGUUCAAGCCGGGAGGAGACGACGGGACGGGGACGGUAGGGUCUAGAUGAUUCCGUCCAGAGCAAAGCAAAGUAAUGGCCUGAGCUUUGGAUGCUCCGCUCCGCCUUAACCCGACCUCAGGCCACGAACCGAGCCCCAAUCACGAACCAACGGCUCUAGGCGAGCUACCUACCCACCACUGCGUCAUUCCACCACCUAUUCUACCUAUCUAGGUAAGAUUCAUCUUGCCUUACCUUUACCUUAACAGCUCCUUGACAACAACACCACCAACAACAACGACGCAAUCACGAGGUAUGUAGCCUAUCUCCUGAUAUUUCACCAUAUGACUCCUAUGAACAAUGUAGCCUAGCUUGGCCUAUCCACAUGUCAAUUGCUAUCCUACUUUUUAAUAUAUAAGAACCUACCUACUGCUUUUCCAAUCCCUUCCGCAACAAGCUUUAGCAACCAAUACAAAACACGACUUGCUAAUCAACGACUAUUCACGUCGCCUCAGAUUACAAUGUUCCGCCAGACCCUCACCAAGAUUCCCUCUCGCGGCCUCGCGACACCCGUCUCCCGAACAUUCUCGACCACACUACGAGCUAUGGCUGCCGGUGACACGGGCGCACCCCCAAAGACAGGUGGCCAGGGGUACGUUAACUACGAUCUCCGCGAACCCGCACCAAAAUACCUCAAAACACCAUAUGCCUACCAUCUCUUAUGGAAUGCGCAUACCAAUAGCCGAGUUUGCGAGGGAGCCCAUAGAUUAGACCCUCUGCUCACCCCCGCGCUAUACUUACUCCCAUCUCACCUCUGCAACCCAUCAACAGACGCCUUCCAGCGCAGAGAGAAGGCCAACGAGGACUACGCCAUCCGCCAGCGUGAGAAGGAGAAGCUCAUGGAGCUCCGCAAGAAAAUUGCGGAGCAAAAGGAUCACCUCCAGAAGCUGUCCGACCACAUCGACGAAUUGACAAAGGAACAAGGCGGCGAGAAGAACUAGUGUUAUGAUAGCUCAGCGUGCGCGCCUCAAGCAGCUCUGUCAACGUUGUAUGGAGCUGCGCAUUAUUAGAUACGCUGCUGCAAAAGGAAAAUCGCAUCUUUUGAGUCACUUUUUUCUCUUCGUCAUGCGUCAAUUUAUGCAUAGUGUACAUCCAUACAAUUUCUACGUCUUCUGUAGAGUAACCUCCAGGUCAUCGAAUACCAAAGCGCCUCUCGCCCCUUGCCUCUCCAGUAGUAUGCCAUCAUUGCUUUUUCAAUGCCAUUUACUAGGCGUCUAGAUUAU
Molecule: messenger RNA, 1262 nt
Organism: Xylaria bambusicola
Lineage: Eukaryota; Fungi; Ascomycota; Sordariomycetes; Xylariales; Xylariaceae
Product: mitochondrial ATPase inhibitor, IATP-domain-containing protein
Exons: 3
Coding region: 501-980 (159 amino acids)
Biological process (GO): negative regulation of ATP-dependent activity
Cellular component (GO): mitochondrion
Molecular function (GO): ATPase inhibitor activity
Source: RefSeq, a predicted model, not a curated record